Molecule: messenger RNA, 4962 nt
Organism: Medicago truncatula (barrel medic)
Lineage: Eukaryota; Viridiplantae; Streptophyta; Magnoliopsida; Fabales; Fabaceae
Product: putative disease resistance RPP13-like protein 1
Exons: 3
Coding region: 197-4063 (1288 amino acids)
Molecular function (GO): ADP binding
Source: RefSeq, a predicted model, not a curated record
UCCAACCACUCAAAAACAGCGCUGUUAGUGUUAUCCAUUCAUUCACAAGCGAGUCUUCUUUGAGUCUUUAACAAGAUCCAUACCAUAGUUUCUAUCCCUUAAUCUUCAUAGCUCUUACUUUCCAUCAAAAUUCCAUACUAUUUUCUACAAGUUCCAUACCUUAGUUGCUGGUUUGCUUUAAUAAGAUCAACUGAAGAUGGCUGCAACUAUGAUAGGAGGUGCUUUUCUCCAUGCAACUGUUCAGACCUUAGUUGAGAAACUUACUUCAACUGAGUUUCUUGAUUACAUCAAAAACACAAAUCUGAAUGUAUCACUCUUCAGACAGUUACAAACAACCAUGCUCAAUCUUCAGGCUGUACUAGAUGAUGCAGAGGAGAAGCAGAUCAGCAAUCCCCAUGUCAGACAGUGGCUUGAUAACUUGAAAGAUGCUGUCUUUGAUGCCGAGGACUUGCUCAACGAAAUCAGUUACGAUUCACUGCGAUGCAAGGUGGAGAAUGCACAAGCUCAAAACAAAACUAAUCAGGUGUUGAACUUCCUUUCAUCUCCUUUUAAUAGCUUCUACAAAGAGAUCAAUUCUCAAACGAAGAUCAUGUGUGAAAGGUUGCAAUUGUUUGCACAGAAUAAAGAUGUACUUGGUCUGCAAACUAAAAUUGCUAGAGUAAUUUCUCGUAGAACACCUUCAAGUUCAGUGGUAAAUGAAUCUGAGAUGGUUGGUAUGGAGCGUGACAAAGAGACAAUAAUGAACAUGUUGCUAUCAGGGAUGGGCGGAACCCAUAAUAAGAUAGGUGUUGUUGCAAUUUUGGGCAUGGGAGGUUUAGGAAAAACUACCCUUGCCCAACUUGUUUACAAUGAUUAUAAAGUUCGAUACCAUUUUGAUUUGCAGGCAUGGGCUUGUGUGUCUGAGGAUUUUGAUAUUAUGAGAGUAACCAAGUCUCUCCUUGAAUCGAUCACUUCUAGAACUUGGGAUAACAAUGAUCUUGAUGUCCUUCGAGUUGAGUUAAAAAAAAACUCGAGGGAUAAAAGAUUUUUGUUUGUGUUAGAUGAUAUGUGGAAUGACAAUUAUAGUGAUUGGGAUGAACUUGUAAGUCCCUUCAUUGAUGGAAAGCAUGGAAGCAUGGUGAUUAUAACAACACGCCAACAAAAAGUUGCAGAGGUGGCACGCACAUUUCCUAUACAUAUAUUAGAACCUUUAUCAAAUGAAGAUUGUUGGUAUUUACUUUCAAAGCAUGCAUUGAGAGUUGGUGAGUUUCACCAUAGUACAAACUCAACCCUUGAAGAAAUAGGCAGGAAGAUUGCAAGAAAGUGUGGAGGAUUGCCAAUAGCUGCUAAAACAAUAGGAGGACUUCUAGGUUCAAAGGUAGAUAUAAUAGAGUGGACAACAAUUUUGAAUAGUAAUGUAUGGAACUUACCAAAUGAUAAAAUUCUUCCUGCUUUGCAUUUGAGUUAUCAAUGUCUUCCCUCUCAUUUGAAAAUAUGUUUUGCAUAUUGUUCAAUUUUUCCAAAGGGUCACACACUUGACAGGAAGAAAUUGGUUUUGCUGUGGAUGGCAGAAGGCUUUCUUGAUUAUUCACAUGGGGAGAAAACGAUGGAAGAAUUAGGUGGUGAUUGCUUUGCUGAAUUAUUGUCCAGAUCCUUAAUUCAACAAUCAAAUGAUAAUGGUCGUGGAGAAAAGUUUUUCAUGCAUGACCUUGUCAAUGAUUUGGCUACAGUCGUAUCUGGAAAAAGUUGUUGCAGGUUUGAAUGUGGUGAUAUCUCUGAAAAUGUUCGUCAUGUUUCAUAUAUUCAAGAAGAGUAUGAUAUUGUAACAAAGUUUAAGCCUUUCCACAAUUUGAAAUGCUUGCGAACCUUUCUACCUAUUCACGUUUGGAGGUGCAACAAUUACUUAUCCUUUAAGGUAGUUGAUGAUUUGCUACCAUCACUCAAAAGGUUGCGCGUGUUAUCUCUAUCAAAGUAUAAAAACAUCACCAAGCUACCUGAUGAUACAAUUGGCAAGUUAGUGCAAUUGCGAAAUCUAGAUCUCUCAUUCACUGAAAUUGAAAGCUUGCCUUAUGCAACAUGUAACCUUUACAAUUUGCAGACCUUGAUUUUAUCAAGUUGUGAGGGUCUCACUAAAUUACCAGUACAUAUUGGAAAUUUAGUACAAUUGCAGUAUCUAGAUCUCUCCUUCACUGAAAUCGAAAGCUUGCCUGAUGCAACAUGCAACCUUUACAAUUUGAAGACCUUGAUUUUAUCAAGUUGUGAGAGUCUCACUGAAUUGCCGCUACAUAUUGGAAAUUUAGUCAGUUUACGUCACCUUGAUAUAAGUGAGACUAACAUAAGUAAGUUGCCUAUGGAAAUGCUGAAACUAACAAACCUUCAAACUCUAACCCUUUUUUUAGUGGGUAAGCCCUAUGUAGGGUUAAGUAUCAAAGAGCUAAGUAGAUUCACAAACCUACGGCGAAAACUUGUUAUUAAGAACUUGGAAAAUAUUGUUGAUGCCACAGAGGCAUGUGAUGCCAACCUUAAAAGCAAAGACCAAAUUGAGGAGUUAGAGAUGAUAUGGGGAAAGCAAAGUGAAGAUUCACAAAAAGUGAAAGUAUUGCUCGAUAUGUUGCAACCACCAAUAAAUUUGAAGAGUCUGAAUAUUUGCUUGUAUGGUGGGACAAGCUUUUCGAGUUGGUUAGGAAAUUCUUCGUUUUGUAACUUGGUAUCCCUCGUAAUCACUGAUUGUGAAUAUUGUGUGAUACUUCCACCACUUGGGCAACUACCUUCUCUCAAGGACCUAGAAAUAUUUGGAAUGAAGAUGUUGGAGACAAUUGGCCCGGAGUUCUAUUAUGUCCAGAUUGAAGAAGGCUCUGAAUCUUUCUUCCAACCAUUUCCAUCCCUUGAGCGCAUAAAAUUUAACAACAUGCCAAAUUGGAAUCAAUGGCUUCCCUUUGAAGGAAUAAAUUUUGUUUUUCCUCGACUUAGAACUAUGGAGUUAGAUGAUUGUCCUGAACUAAAGGGGCAUUUUCCUAGCGACCUUCCUUGCAUAGAAGAAAUUAUGAUAAAAGGUUGUGCGAAUCUAUUGGAAACACCACCUACUUUGGAUUGGUUGCCGUCAGUAAAAAAAAUUAAUAUCAAUGGUCUUGGGAGUGAUGCUUCAAGUAUGAUGUUCCCUUUUUACUCUCUUCAAAAGUUGACCAUAGACGGUUUUUCAUCUCCGAUGUCUUUCCCAAUAGGCGGUCUUCCAAACACCUUGAAAUUUCUCAUAAUCAGUAACUGUGAGAAUCUAGAGUUCCUUCCUCAUGAAUACUUGGACAAUUCCACAUAUCUUGAGGAAUUAACAAUAUCUUAUAGCUGUAAUUCAAUGAUAUCAUUUACCUUGGGAUCUCUCCCUAUCCUCAAGAGUAUGUUUUUUGAGGGUUGUAAAAAUCUGAAAUCGAUAUCAAUUGCAGAAGACGCGUCAGAGAAGAGUCUCUCAUUUCUUAGAAGCAUUAAAAUAUGGGACUGUAAUGAACUUGAAUCAUUUCCCUCAGGUGGAUUGGCUACUCCAAACCUUGUUUAUAUUGCAUUGUGGAAGUGUGAGAAGCUUCAUUCACUGCCAGAAGCAAUGACCGAUCUUACUGGCCUUAAAGAAAUGGAAAUUGAUAAUCUACCAAAUGUUCAAUCUUUUGUCAUAGAUGAUUUGCCUAGCAGUUUACAGGAACUGACUGUUGGCUCUGUUGGAGGGAUUAUGUGGAAAACUGAGCCAACUUGGGAACAUCUCACUUGUCUUUCAGUGUUGCGAAUAAGCGGUAAUGAUAUGGUGAACUCGCUAAUGGCGUCAUUGCUACCUGCAUCUCUUCUGAGACUACGCGUUUGUGGUCUUACUGAUACAAACUUGGAUGGGAAGUGGUUUUUACAUCUCAGUUCUCUCCGAAACCUUGAGAUUGUUAACGCUCCCAAACUCGAGUCGUUGCCAAAUGAAGGAUUGCCUACCUCUAUUUCUGUACUAAGUUUAACUCGCUGUCCAUUACUUGAAGCAGGGUUGCAGAGCAAGCAAGAGUGGCGUAAGAUUCUUCACAUACCUGCCAUAAUUAUUGAUGACAAAUUAAUCACAUGAGUUUCAUAUCUUGAUCGACCAAGGGCAUCAAGUGAGAUUGAUGGCUUGCAACAAGAUGGCAGCAGUGGAAUCUAAGGAGUGUGGGGUUCGUAGAUUUGUAUUGGCUGCAUUUUGUUAAAACAAGAGUUCUAACAAGAUGUCGGACAAGAUGUCUUGACAUGUUGGUGCGACAUCAUAGCGUGUCUUGUUUUGCUUUCUUGGAGACUGUAUUUUAAACGUGAGAUUCAUGAAGAUUCUCUGAAGAUUUGAUUCAUGUGGAGUUGACCAAGAAGCGUGUGGUUUCUAGAAGCAAUAAUAGGUAGUUUUGCUUUGACGUUUUCUUAAGUGUGAUGUUGUAACAUUUAAGGAAACAAUAUAUUUUCUUCAGAACUUUGUGUUGAAAAUCGUGUGGUUCAGCGGAUUAUUUGGCACGAGUUAUGCACCAAGCUCAUUCUGCACUCAAGCUAUAUAAAGGAAGACUCAAGACCUAAUUCACCAUUGAAGCCGUAGUUCAAAAAGUGUCAUUUUUAGGGUUUUAGUUUGUCCUUGUUAUUUGUGAGCCACUCUUGUAUCACGCGUUGAUGCAUAGAGUUGGACUGUAGUUGAGUUGUAAACUAUGAAUCACUCAAAGCUUCUAAGCACAAGUUGAAUCUCUGUUAGGAGUGUGUCUCCAUCACUGUUGUUAUUAUUGAGUCAAUCAUUGGGACUGUGGUUGAGAGGAAGGGAUAGAGGGAUCUCAUAUCUAGGAGAGUCUUAAAUUGAAGAUAGUUUUUAUGUAUGCUUCAAAUUAAUAUUAUCACAGUGAAUUUCCUUCCUAGCUUGGUAGCCCCUAGAUGUAGGUGACGUUGCACCGAACUGGGUUAACAAACAACUUGUGCAUUUUACUUCCUGCUUUUAUUAUUCACGAUUGUUGUUUGUUA